Molecule: messenger RNA, 1281 nt
Organism: Nerophis lumbriciformis (worm pipefish)
Lineage: Eukaryota; Metazoa; Chordata; Actinopteri; Syngnathiformes; Syngnathidae
Source: RefSeq, a predicted model, not a curated record
AUGAGUCUCAGUCGCAGCAAGAGGAUCAGCUCAAGCGCCUCAGCGCGCCGCUCUGACGGCUUGGGCUCGCCGGCACCCGCUUUCGGCGGCGUACCGCUGUCCUCUCUUUCCGCACUGUCGGUCAACAAGAGCCUGCUGGCGCCGCUCAACCUGGAGAUCGACCCCAGUCUGUCCAUGAGUCGCGCUCACGAGAAAGAGCAGAUCAAGAGCCUCAACAACCGCUUCGCGUCCUUCAUUGACAAGGUUCGCUUCCUGGAGCAGCAGAACAAAAUGCUAGAGACCAAACUAGAGCUCCUCCAGGGCCAGGGCGUGGGCCGCUCCAAUGUGGAGCCCUUGUUUGAGGUCUACAUGGCGGGCCUGAGGCGCCAGAUGGACCUGGUCAACAACGACAAGAGCAAACUCGAUGGCGAGCUGAGGAACAUGCAAGGCCUGGUGGAGGACUACAAGCACAAAUACGAGGACGAGAUCAACAAGAGGAACAACCUGGAGAAUGACUUUGUCCUUCUCAAGAAGGACGUGGACUCGGCCUACAUGGUGAAGGCCGACUUGGAGGACAAGGUGGGGGCUCUGACCGAUGAGAUCAACUUCCUGCGCACCAUCUACGAGGAGGAGUUGCGUGAGCUGCAGGCCAGCAUCCGAGACACGUCGGUGGUGGUCCAGAUGGACAACAGCCGCAGCCUCAACAUGGAGCAGAUCGUAGCCGAGGUCAAAGCUCAGUACGAGGAGAUCGCCGCUCGCAGUCGCCGGGAAGCCGAGGCCUGGUACAAAAGCAAAUUUGACCAGAUGUCAGUGCAGGCCAGCCAGUUCGGAGACGAGCUCCGAGUGGUCAAGGGCGAAGUUGGUGAGGUCCAUCGUCUCAUCGCUCGCCUGCAGAGUGAGAUCGAGGCAGUCAAAGCGCAGCGUGGCAACUUGGAAAGCCAACUCGCUGAGUCGGAGGACCGCGGUGAGAUGGCGGUCAAGGAGGCCAAAGCUCGAACCCGCGACCUUGAAGACGCCCUUCAACGAGCCAAGCAGGACAUGGCUCGCCAACUCCGUGAGUACCAGGACCUCAUGAACCUCAAACUUGCUCUGGACAUCGAGAUCGCCACCUACAGGAAGCUCCUGGAAGGCGAGGAGGACCGAUUGGGCCAGCAGUCCAUCCUCAACAUACAGUCUGUCGCCAACUACAGCAGCCGAAGUUCUAACGGUCACUACGUCAGCCCCAUCAACAUUUCUUCACCUCCCAAGCUGCUCAUCAAGACCACCGAGACCAGAGACCACAGUAGAUACAGUACACACUAA